AUGACUUUCCAGAACUCUGGUCGCCCACUGCCACGAGCCAUUUCAAGGGAAAAAAUCAGCAUCUCUGUGCGAGAAACGGCCAAGCACCAGAGUAGUAGGCAUGCACACCUGUGGCAGUUCGGCUUCCGACGGUCCGAGCUGCUGCCCGCCAGCAACAACGGGUCGGACCCCAGCACGCAGGGCGUCGAGGCUGUGCACUUCAGUGUCAAGAAAGACAAGACCGGAGUUCCCAGUGGAGAUGCCUAUGGGCAAGCCGUAUUUGAACAAAUGGGCUUUGUCAAAGAGCAGCCACGUCGCGUGCAGGCCAUGGAGUAUCUCCGGCCUGGAUCAGAGAUCCCGAGGAGACGGAGCCCGAGGAGAGCAACGAGGAGAGCAACGACCCAAACCAACGAGACGGAGACACGCUUCGCCGUCUACCAAUACCCCGAACUCGUCCAGGGCACCGCCACCAUGUCUAGGGAAACGACGGUAAGGAGAAGGCUGAAACCCCAGCCAACGAACUAA
Messenger RNA from Lasiosphaeria miniovina, 504 nucleotides. RefSeq lists its product as uncharacterized. The record is from RefSeq and is a predicted model, not a curated record. NCBI's taxonomy places the organism in Eukaryota, Fungi, Ascomycota, Sordariomycetes, Sordariales, Lasiosphaeriaceae. The coding region runs from base 1 to 504 and encodes 167 amino acids. The transcript is spliced from 4 exons.